Messenger RNA from Copidosoma floridanum, 555 nucleotides. RefSeq lists its product as uncharacterized. Lineage: Eukaryota; Metazoa; Arthropoda; Insecta; Hymenoptera; Encyrtidae. The record is from RefSeq and is a predicted model, not a curated record.
AUGGAAAAGACACUUUGGUGCUGGAUUGUUGUGUGGACGACAGGGGUGAGACUCGGCGAGAGCGCGUUCAGUGACUACGACGUUAGGACUCUCACGACUACGGACGAGUCGUAUAGGCAAGCGAGAUGGCGGCAUGUGGAAGACGGGGCAUCCGAAUCCGCUCGAGCUGCUCACGACGAUCACGAGGUGUUGUACCAGGACGAGGAGGCGGUCCUGCCGGACGACCACGACUACCGAGACACCAAGGCCAUGGUCGAGCCGAAGGUCGAUUACUGGGGCGGCUACUACGAUUUUCUAAUCAACGAGGGCAGCUACAAGUUUUGGGCCGUUUUUCAACUGGCGACCGCGGCACUGUUGAUCUACAGCGGCUUCGCUGCGCUCUACUACGCCAAGGUCAAUCCGAUGAUAAGCGACGAGGAGGACGAUUUUUUGGCGAAGCGCAGGAAACGCUCCCUAGACAGGGACAAGCCGCCCCGGGAGCGGGAGUUUUUCGGAUUCGACGCGCAGAGCUUGCAGAGGAUACUCGACGCGGUCGCCGGGGACGUUCAUCGAUGA